Zootermopsis nevadensis is the source of this 4265-nucleotide messenger RNA. The record is from RefSeq and is a predicted model, not a curated record. Lineage: Eukaryota; Metazoa; Arthropoda; Insecta; Blattodea; Termopsidae.
GAAAGCAAGUAUUAUGGAAUUUAAAAGCUCUGGACAACUUGUUAUGCAACUUUGGAUUUCCAUUUUGCAUUACCAGUGACUUUGUUCUCAUGAUUAUUAUUUAUGUAACAUCUGUACCAUUAUAAAGAAUCAGAUACAACUACUAAACACAUACACUAUGGUGUUGGUGCAUUUUCAGCAUUCUGGUGGCAUGACUGUGUUACUGGAGAAACUGUUAUGACCAGUUUGAACUUCAACACAAGUUUCUUCACACAUGCAGAUUGACUAUGUAUUUCUCCUUUAAACAAUGCGUUUCUGGAGAUGUAGCAUUCAAUUGAAUUUCUUCAUAGUAUUUGAGUUUUUCAUGAUGGUGAAUCUUUUUCUGGUUUGUUGUGAUGUGUAGUCUGGUAGAAGUUUGAAUUUCCUUAUAUUGUUCAUUGUGAUUUAAAGUCUAUUCCGAUGUUCUUGUACUAUACACUCUUUUAGGUUAAGCUGUUCUAACCAAGUAUUUUAUAAUUUGCAAGCAUUCCGCAUAUAUUUGACGGUACAUUAACAUUUCAGUGUCUUCCAUCAGUUGUAAGAUGACAAAUUUGAUUAUCUAUGAGCUAUAUGUGACUAUGGUAUGGUUAUUAUUGCUAUAUGAUUUAUACAGAGUGAACAAGAAAGAACUUUACACUUUUGGAAUAAACAGAAAUGAAAUGUGGCAUGUUUAGAACUUCACAUCUACACCAGUUGAUAGAAAAACUCUCAAAGCUUUGAAAACACCUCAUGGAAACUUAAUAUGUGUUCCACAAGUCACAUAUCAGAUUUCAAGAUGAUAAUGCAACUUGUCCAAAACUUUGUGUAGAUUGUUCCUAUUGAUGGAAGCUGUGGCAGUUAUGAUUCACUGCCUCAACUCUGGGAAAGAUUGCGGCCUAAAUGGAUACUUGGUUGGGUGGUUCCAUGUGAAAUUGUGUGUGAAAUGCACUUUGCUAACUGCAGAAUAUACCAACUCCUCUGUUGUGGGAUAGUAAUUUUCAAAAUUGGUGAUAUGUAGUGGAGGCAUGCAGCAAUAACAGUGGCCUGAGUCAUUUGAGAUAAAACUUUGAGAGUUUUUCUAUUGGCUGGUGUGGGUGUGAAGUUCUAAGUACACCACACUUACUUUCUAUAACAUUUUGAAUGUGUAAAGUCCUUUUGUGCUCACCGUGUAUUUCUAUUACAGUGGCAUAUUUUAUGAUGUAUUUUCUCUUACUCAGUAUUCCACUUUUCUUUGGAUUUUCCAUCAUAUAUAAUGCAAUCAUAACUGUGCUAUACCAUUCUAGACAUCAAACUGAUUUCUCUGCACUGCUACAAUUGCACCACAGAAAUUAUGGUAGACAUAAACAAAUUAAAACUGGCUAAAAUUAAUCUAAUGUAAAUAAAAUAAAGUGUAACAGGAAAAAGUUACUUUCAUGCUGGCAGUAGUAAGGAACAAGUCAAACUGGACAAGAAUAGUUUGAGAAUAGUAACAUAGGGAAGUGGAAUGAAUAUUUUAUAGCAGAAGGCAUUUUUGCAAGUUACCUAUGAAGCAUUUUCCUAGACUUACAUCCUAUUGGUAUUACGUGUGUUGACAAAAAUAAUGUUUUUCAAAACAUAUGUUCACAGGUAAAGUGUAGAAUAAUGGCAGUGUUAAUGAACAUAGCAGUUUGUGUUUUAGAAGUUGCACAACAGAAUGAUGGUUAUAUUUAACACAAUCCAUAAAGGAUAAAUCUCCAUGAAUUGUGUUUAUGGAUCUCUUGGUAAUGAAGGUCAUGUUAAAAAGUUUGUCUGGUAAAUCACUUGUAGUAGAUGUGUCACCCACUGACACAUUUAUGGAUCUACAGGCACGAACUCUUCAGAAAACUGGCUGCCUUCUUGACCUCCACCACUUUAAAUAUAAGGGCAAAGAAAUUAAAGCAGACAAUAAUGUUAUGAAGUUCCUCCAAGAUGGAUUAAGUGAAAAUAAAGAUAAGGAUGGACCUGCUGUAUCAAAAGUAGCGAAAGGUUUAAAAGAACCAGUGAGUGCCUCAGACUCUGUAAAACCGACAAAUAGUGAUGACUUUAUACAUAUUUCACAUAAAAAGCUCUCGGUAAAAGCAGCUAGGAAACAAAAAAGUUCCAGAAAGGUUUUCAAACAUUCAAAAAGACUGAUAUCUCCUAGAAAUGUUGUAAAGACAGUGGACAUUUCAGCAAGAAAAGUUGUUAUAAAUUCACAAGUAGCUCAUAUAAGUGUUGUACAUGAUAAUGAAAAUAGAGAUUCUUGUGGUAUGGAAGUAGCAGGAAAUCUUGGAUGUAUAAAAGGUUCAGAAGCAACAGAGCAAAAGAUGGAUGCCAAGGACAAACUUAAAGUUGAAGAUAUGGAUAGUAUCUAUAUGAAUGAUCAGCAGAAAAGUAAUGAUUCUGUGUAUGUAGAUUAUAAAAAUAUUCAGAAUGUUGCAUCUAUUUCUAAUAGGACAUCAGGUAGUAAGAGAAAACCAGGAAGAGAUAUGUUACAACAGAAUUCUUCAAAGCAAGAUGCACAUCAGAUUUGUGGAAUUGAAAAUUUUAUGGAAACUGACAAAUAUAAAAUCCCUACAGAAUCAGUGGACAUUAUGACCUGUAGCAGGAAUAUAGAUUACAUUACUGAUCCUGCCAAAAAGGAGUUAUACAAAGAUGCUCCAGUUGGGCCUGGUAAUUUUGUUCAAGAUGCAGCAUCGUUUAGAGAGGAAAGUUGUAAGGAUGAAAUAUCAUCUUUUAUAGGAAAACAUAAACCUAAGCAAGAGCCUGAAAAUUUGAAAUUGGAAAACAAUAAUAAUAAUCAUGUUGAUUCCAUAAUUUUAUGUUCUGAGAAGGAAGAUGAAAAAACAUGUGUGGAGGGCAGUUCUGUACACUGUAUGCCUGUCAGAGCUUCAUCAGAAGUGAAUUUGACUAUACCUAAUACACUAAAGAUGUUGGAAAGUACAAAUAUGGAUAAAGAUAUGUUGUCCGAAACAACAAUAAGCUCAGUGGAUUUGAUGACUGUUACUAGCAUAAGACCCAAGACACCUACAAGUAGUAUCAUGUAUGAUAGUGAAGUUCAGCCAAACACUACUGCAAGCUCAGAAACACAGUUAGCUCAUCCCAGUACUGACGGAGACUCUGGUCAGCCUGAUCAACUUUGUCGUCUCUGUGCGUUGCCCAGAAAGACUAUGGUGUACAUUUUUAGUGAGACAGGGCUUCGGCUUGGUUUACGUAGCAAGAUUAAUACAUGGCUACCAACACAUGUGAGUAGAACUGAUCCCUUGCCAAAGCAAGUGUGUGAAUUCUGUAUUGAGAAGCUGGACUUGUGCCAAGGUUUUGGGAUUUCAUGUGUGAAAGCUGAACAGACCCUCAACCAAUUGUAUGAGAAUGGAAAAUUUAGAUGUCAACUUUGGAUACACAGAGACUCAGAUGACAAUAGAAGUGAUUGUGGUUUUUCUUAUGAAGAUGAUUCCAUGGAACAAAACAAUGAUUAUGACAGUAAUUCUAAUUCCAUUAUGAUGAGCUUUACCAGUGUAAAGGAAGAAGAUGAUUAUAGUUUAGAAGGGACAAGUGGUGGUGACAAGGGAGGUGAUAAAAGAGAAGGUACUAUAACCACAAGUUCUAAACAAGGAAAUGUGAAUGUGAAAUCUGAGAGAAGCGCAGAUGAUAAUCCUGAUGCAAGAUUGCUUCAUGUCUGCGUUGUUUGUGGUCGACGUUGUGCUUCCCAGCGGGCCCUGAAAUCUCAUGUGUGUAUUCCAAUGAACUCUGUGCCAGAUCAGCUUGCGUGCAAGACUUGUGGCCAGUCUUUCAGCACCAAGGCACGUCUGGCAUUCCAUCAGCAAUUCCAUGAUUCUGAUGCCCGCUCUCUUGAAUGUGUCCCAUGUGGGAUGGUUUUCAUAGAAGAGGACAACUUAUAUGACCAUAUUAGUGAAUGUGGAGGGCACUAUAAUAGCAGAGCAGCUCUUCGUGUCCAUAUGCGAUCUCACCGCAACUUGAGACAUUAUAAAUGUGAAGUCUGCAAUAAGACAUUUCUUGAUAAACAGACAUUAAAGGAGCACUCUGUAUCUCACAUGGAAGUGAAGCCGUUUCAGUGCCACAUAUGUGGCAAAUAUUUGAACCGAAACUCACGACUCAAGAAACACUUGAAGUCACAUGAGCUGCAGAAGAUUACAGAACCUCAGGAAUGCUUCCAGUGCUCAGUUUGUGGAGAGACUUUUCCAAAUGAACCCAAAGCUAUUGCACAUGCUCAUAUUGGACAUUCACGGCCUGGUGAGAGUGAAUGUGUAUUCCAACUUUACCCUAUAGACAAG